CGAUUGACGCGCCUAUUUUGGACCGUUGGCUUUCUCCUUGCACUCGGCAUGUUGAUCUUCGUCAUACAAAUGCUCGCCGCGCGCUACAACAAACAACAGUUCAAGACAGUUAUUAACUCAACAAAUUAUCCGGUUUAUCGCAUCGUUUUCCCCGAGGUGCAUAUAUGUAAUGAAAAUCGCUUGAAUUGGGCGCGUUUCACUUCGGCAAAAGAAAACUUUCUACGUCCCGAGCACCACAACACCGAGCUGGAACAAAUAUUUACAAAAACCGUGGCACUUUAUGACAAUUUACGUCUCGGUAGUUUCGAUGUAUUUGAAAGCCUGGGCAACAAAUCGCUUCAUAAUUUGGACUAUGUGAAUUUCACUAACGUGGCGCAAUUUAUGGCGUGGCGCUGUGACGAACUGCUGACAGAUUGUGUGUGGCGUCAUAAUCCCAUGAAUUGUUGUGAUAUAUUUAUAGCACGUCGCUCCGUAUAUGGCUUUUGCAUGUCCUUCAAUACAAUCGAAACGAUGACUGGGGAAUUAACAGAAUCGAUAGAUGAUAAAUGGCCAUUACAUGCUAGUGAAGAGGGGCCGGAUAAUGGUCUAAACGUGCGAGUGCUGAUAAACGAACAGUUGCAUUCGCCCUUUGCAACUAACCCGAAGAGAAUUAUGUUUAUGCUGAUGCAGCCAGGUGUCUGGUGGAGUUUUCGCAAUGAAAUCUUGUUGAGUGAUAAGGUUUACGUCCAGUUAAAUGCACAACUAAAUUUCUACGAUUCAACUACUCGAAGUUUACCAUCGAGUGUCCGCGAGUGCGUUUUCGAUCAUGAACAUAACAGCGUCGACUUCAAAACACUAUUCAACCACAAAUAUAUGUUUGAAAACUGCCAAGCCGAAUGCCAACAAGAACAUAUGAUGAAGUUUUGCAACUGUACAUUUGACAUGUUCUUUCCACCGGGUCAGUACCCGUCCUGCAAAUUGUCAGACAUGCCCUGUUUGGCGGUGAAUAACGAUCGUUUGAAGUACUUUCAGCAAAGCGGCGAAAGGGAUGUCUUACCGGCAACCCUGCAAGAGCUUGGCAUGGUCUGCGAGUGCUUCCUAAAUUGUCUGUCACUGUCCUAUCACGUAGACAUACGCGCUUACAAUCUGCCAAAUGUCAAACAGAAACCGAAUGAUUCAUUUGUGGACCUCGACUUUUUCUUUAUACGCGAUUCGAUCGUUGUCUUUCGCACGACUGUCAUUUACACUUGGGUGGAUUUGUUAGUGAACUUCGGCAACGCCACCGCACUCUUUCUCGGCUGUUCCGUUAUAAGUGUCAUCGAAUUGAUCUACUAUUUCUGCGUUUACUUGCCACAACGCCUUCGAAGGUUACACAAUAAGCUCAAAAGGCCUUUAAUAACCGCCAACAAUUACGACAGCAAGUUGUUGGAAGACUGGAUGAGGCAAUUAUAUGACCACAACGUUGAAAAUAAGGAGCCCGAAAACACCAAGGGGAAGCUGCCCAACAUUACUGGAGACCGAUAAAGCGCGCGGCAUUUAUAUAGUUACAAUGGCAAUCACAAAAAUCAGUUACUGCUAGCAAAGAAAAAGUAGAAAAAGGGACGUGUUGCGAAAAAUGCAUUUAAACAAAGCAAU
Messenger RNA from Bactrocera oleae (olive fruit fly), 1614 nucleotides. RefSeq names its product pickpocket protein 19. The record is from RefSeq and is a predicted model, not a curated record. Gene Ontology annotation, cellular component: plasma membrane. Gene Ontology annotation, biological process: sodium ion transmembrane transport. Gene Ontology annotation, molecular function: ligand-gated sodium channel activity. NCBI's taxonomy places the organism in Eukaryota, Metazoa, Arthropoda, Insecta, Diptera, Tephritidae.